This is a messenger RNA of Hevea brasiliensis (rubber tree), 1614 nucleotides long. RefSeq lists its product as uncharacterized. The coding region runs from base 60 to 1481 and encodes 473 amino acids. The transcript has 3 exons. NCBI's taxonomy places the organism in Eukaryota, Viridiplantae, Streptophyta, Magnoliopsida, Malpighiales, Euphorbiaceae. The record is from RefSeq and is a predicted model, not a curated record.
GUUGGCUAUUGAAGAAGCAAUACACUUCUUUAAUUUAUUGCUGCUAGCAGUAUAGUGAAAUGUCUAUCCAGAAGAAACUUCCGGAGAUGGUUGAGUCACAAGGCCGAUUAUUGGGUAGCAGCGAGCACAACUGGUGCCUGGCCGUGCCCGGUGGCACUGGCAUAACGGUCUUGGCCAUUCUCAUCUCCAAGUUUCCAGACCCUUCACUCCUUGAGAACGCUCUCAGAAAGCUCCAAAAUGCUCAUCCAAUUCUCAGGUCCAAGCUUCAUUCCAACACUACUACUAGCACAACCAGAUUCUCCUUCAUCACAUCUCCUACUCCUUUGGACUUUAAAGUGAAAGCUUUCGAUCUCUCAUCAACUUUGAAGAUUCUUGAAAAUGUUAUCAACCCAAAAGGCCAAUCCAUCUCUCCUUUCCAGUUGAUCCUCGAACAUGAGCUUAACCUGCAAAACACAUGGCUUAUUAAUCACUCCAGUCAUAGUCAGAAUGUUUUUGUCGUCACCACAUAUGCACUGCCUAGUGAAAAGUGGGUGGUAGUUUUUAGGCUGCUUGCGGCCGCAUGUGACCAACCCUCAGCAAUUUCUCUCCUGAGGGAGUUGCUGGUAUUGGUGGGAAAUGAGGAGGGAGGAGGUAUACAAUUGGAAAAAGAGAACAAAGGGAUGAUUAGCUUGGGAAUUGAAGAUCUUAUUCCUAAAGGAAAGGCUAAGAAGACUUUGUGGCAACGUGGGAUGGACGUGCUUGGUUACUCGAUGAAUUCACUCACACUAACAAACUUGAAAUUCCAAGAUGCAAGAUCUCCAAGAUCUUCCCAGGUGGUGAGGUUACACCUGAACCAAGAUGACACUAAGAGGAUUAUUGCUGGUUGCAAGUCAAGAGGAAUAAAGCUAUGUGGGGUAUUGGGAGCAGCUGGACUGAUAGCAGCGCAGAGCCCAAAAGGCCAUAUCGAUAAACAGAGGAAGUAUGGAAUUUUGACUUUCAUUAAUAGCAGAUCCCUUCUUGAGCCACCUCUUUCUGAUCAUCAUUUUGGGUUUUACCAAUCUGUGAUACUAAACACACACGUAAUGAAAGGAGGAGAGAAGCUAUGGGAGCUUAGCAAGAAAGUGUACGUGGAAUUUGCAAGCUACAAGAACAGCAACAAGCACUUCACAGACAUGGCUGAUAUCAACUAUCUGAUGUGCAAGGUGAUUGAAAACCCUGGCUUGACACCUUCAUCUUCUCUCAGGACAUCAUUAUUGACUGUGUUUGAAGACACAGUGGUUGAAUACUCUAAUGAGAAGCACAAACAAAUAGGGCUAGAGGAUUACAUGGGUUGUGCAUCUAUUCACGGGAUUGGACCUUCCAUUGCUAUUUUUGACACCAUUAGGGAUGGAAAGUUGGAUUGUGUCUGUGUUUACCCUUCUCCACUGCAUUCAAGGGAUCAAAUCCAAGAAUUUGUUGAAGAAAUGAAGAACGUCCUCGUGGAUGGCUGCAACUAUGCUUAAGAAUUUACAACUAAAUGAUGCCCAGGCUAGUAGCUAAAAAUAAAAAAUUAUUGGAUUCAGCGUCAAGCUAUUAUAUGAAUUUGUUGCUGUUUCUUAGUUGGAGUGGUUUGUAGAGCUAUCUUAUUUUCUGUUA